This is a messenger RNA of Phyllostomus discolor (pale spear-nosed bat), 2575 nucleotides long. Its product is annotated as disintegrin and metalloproteinase domain-containing protein 32. Bases 1 to 2382 code for a protein of 793 amino acids. The transcript is spliced from 25 exons. Gene Ontology annotation, cellular component: plasma membrane. The record is from RefSeq and is a predicted model, not a curated record. Gene Ontology annotation, molecular function: metalloendopeptidase activity. Lineage: Eukaryota; Metazoa; Chordata; Mammalia; Chiroptera; Phyllostomidae. Gene Ontology annotation, biological process: cell adhesion; binding of sperm to zona pellucida; proteolysis.
AUGUUCCGCCUGAUGAUGCUCUUUGCUGGUCUCUGUGGAUCGCUCGCGUCCAGACCCGGUUCUCAAAAUUCAUCUGUCCAGAUUAUAUUUCCAGAGAAAAUCCAAACAAAUACAAGUGAUAAUUCAGAACUAGAAAAUGAACAGAUAUCCUAUAUUAUAACAAUUGAUGAGAAACCAUACAUUGUGCACCUGAAGCAAAGACUUUUUUUAGCUGAUAACUUUAUGGUUUAUUUGUAUAAUCAAGGAUCUGUGAAUUCUCAUUCUUCAAAUAUUCAGACUCGCUGCUACUACCAAGGAUCUGUUGAAGGAUAUCCAAACUCUAUUGUCACACUAAGCACGUGCUUGGGACUGAGAGGAAUACUACAAUUUGAAAAUGUUUCUUAUGGAAUUGAGCCUCUGGAAACUGAAGUUGAAUUUCAGCACAUUCUUUAUAAAUUAAAGAAUGAAAACACUAAAUUUGCAGUUCAUACUGAAAAUAACCGUGACAUAGGACAAAACCCAAUGGACUAUAACAUUUUCAUAAGUGAAAAAGUAGAAACAUCUGUUUCAGACUUAAUUCCUCUUUAUCUAGAAAUGCAUAUUGUGGUGGACAAAGUUUUGUAUGAUUUCUUGGGCUCUGAUAGCAUGGUAGUGACAAAUAAAGUCAUUGGAAUUAUUGGCCUUAUAAAUUCAGUAUUUGCCCAACUUAAAGUUACUAUUGUGCUGUCAUCACUGGAGUUGUGGUCAGAUAAAAAUAAGAUUUCUACAGUUGGUGAGGAAGAUGAAUUAUUGCGUAGAUUUUUAGAAUGGAAAAAAUCGUAUCUUACCCUAAGACCUCAUGAUAUUGCAUAUCUAUUCAUGUAUAGAGAUUAUCCAGAUUAUGUGGGAGCAACAUUUCCUGGAAAGAUGUGUGUUUCUAAUUAUUCUGCAGGGAUUGCUUUGUAUUCCGGGGAGAUAACUUUGGAGGCAUUUUCUGUGAUUGUCACCCAGAUGCUGGGACUCAGUCUGGGGAUAUCGUAUGAUAACCCAAAGAAAUGUCCAUGUUCAGGAGCCAUCUGUGUAAUGAAUCCAGAAGCUAUGCAAUCCAGUGGUGUGAAGACCUUUAGCAGUUGCAGUGUGAGUGACUUUAAACAUUUCAUUUCAAAUAUGGGUACCAAGUGUCUUCAGAAUAAACCACAAAUGCAAGUGCGUCCAACAUCAAUCUGUGGCAACGGCAGAGUGGAGCCCCCUGAGGUCUGCGACUGCGGGACUGAGGAGCAAUGCGGACCCGCCAGCUGUUGCGAUCCCCAGAGCUGUGUGCUGAAACCAGGAUCAGAAUGCGAUAGAGGGUCCUGCUGCCGCAACUGUAAAAUUGUUAAAGCAGGUUCGGUGUGUAGGCCGGCUGUGCAUCCCGACUGUGAUCUUCCUGAAUCUUGCAAUGGAAGCUCGGGAGAGUGUGUUCCUGAUGUGACUAUACUCAAUGGGCGUUCAUGUAAGACAAAAUACAUUUGUUAUGCGGGAGAUUGCCAUGACCUUGAUGCACGCUGUCAGUCCAUCUUUGGAAGAGGUUCAACAAAUGCUCCAUUUGCCUGCUAUGAAGAAAUACAAUCUCAAAAUGAUAGGUUUGGGAACUGUGGUAAGCAGAGAGGCCAGUAUGUUUUCUGCCAAUGGAGGAAUCUCAUAUGUGGAAGGUUAAUUUGUACCUACCCUACUCGGACUCCUUUCUAUCAAGACAAUGUCGCUGUGCUCUACGCUUAUGUACGCAACGUCAUAUGCAUAACCUUGGACUACAGUCUGCAUGGCUUGCUUGCAGACCCAAUGGUGAUCAAGGAUGGCUCUGAGUGUGAUAAAGAGAGGGUUUGUGUCAAUCGUGAAUGUGUGGAAUCGAGGAUACUUAAGAGUGCAUUCCAUAAUUGUUCAGCAAAGUGCAGUGGACAUGGAGUGUGCACUUCCGAGAAGCACUGCCUGUGUGAUCAGGGCUGGACCAGCUCCACCUGCAGCCAGCAGACCAGAGAGGCCGACACCCUCACUGCAGGCAAGCGUCUCUCUGUCUUCGCGCGUCCUGUCAGUGAAGUUCUCAGAUUGCUCAUCUUGACAAAAACAAAGUUACAUUCUCUCCACUUAGGAAGAAACUAUUUAGGUUUAAUCAUGAAAAGAGCUUUUUGGAAAUCUGAAAAGAACCGGUGGCUUCUAGGUUUCUACGUCGCUUUACCUGUUCUCAUCAUAGCAACCGUAAUAGCUGUUUCACGGAAUCAACUGAAAAAGUGGUUCACCAAGGAAGAGGAAUCCCUAAGUACCGAAUCAGAAAGCAGCAUUCACACAUAUACCACCACCAAAUACACAUCAGAAAGCAGUAGCCAAACGGAUACUGUCAGCUCCAGCUCAGAAAGGAGUUCCCAAAUGUAUACCAGCAGAUCCGAAUGACAGGAAACUACCCAAAUGUAAAACACUAGUAACUGGUAAUUUCUUCAGAAGGCGAUGGAUAAUACUGAGUGUCUCACUGAGAAAUGAACUUCCUGCCUUCCCUCUCCUUGUCAUAGCUGAAGGAAACAAUAAACUGAAUGUGGGCCAAUUUGCAUGCGUGUCUGUUUUUCUCUGCAGUUCUGUCGUUUCAGGG